CCUGGCAGGGUUGAUGACUGGCCGGGACAGCCCCACCUCCUUUCUGCUUUCUCUCCCUUCUCCUUCCUCUCUUUUUCCCCUUUCUCCCUGCUCCUUCCCACCCCGCUUCCCUCUCCCUUCCCUGCCUGUGUCCCCCCCGCAUUGCUGGCCGUGCCCGGCUCUGCUUUGGGAUUGCCCCCCGGAGCCGGGAGCCGGGAGCAUGGGCCCCGCUGAGGAGCUGGUCCGCAUUGCCAAGAAGCUGGAUAAGAUGGUGGCCAGGAAGAGCACGGAAGGGGCUCUGGAUCUGCUCAAGUCCCUCACCAACUACACCAUGACCAUCCAGCUGCUCCAGACCACGCGGAUCGGGGUGGCUGUUAACUCGGUGCGGAAGCACUGCUCGGAUGGAGAGGUGGUGGCCUCGGCCAAGAUCCUCAUCAAGAACUGGAAGCGGCUGCUGGAGCCCUCCACCACCCCGAAGAAGGAGAAGGACAUGGAUGGGGAGAAGAAGGAGAAGGGGCUGGAUUUCCCCGGCUGCCCCAGUGAAGGGGUGAAGCACCCCAAGAACCCAGCGGAGAAGCACAAGGAGAAGCACAGGGAGAGGAAGCCCAGCAAGUCCAGCUCUUGCGCCGUCUCCUCUCAGGGCCAUUCUGCUGAUUCCAGCCUGGACAGAAAGGCCAAUGAUGGCCGGAGCCCCACUGCGUCCUCCAAGAAGUCACCUCUGGACAGCAAGAAGGAGAGGAGGGACUCUGCUGACUCAAGGUCCUCCACGUCGGCCUCCUCCUCCUCUUCCUCCUCACAGAAGAGGCUGUCAGGGGAGAGGAGAGCCUCUGUGGGCAGCAGCCCUUCCCCAGCUCCCACUGGCUCCCGGAGCAGCUCCAGCGACAGCAAGGAGGAAAGAGCCAACAGCAGCAAGGCCAAAGCAGAGACCCCACGGACCCCCAGCAGCCCCUUCUCGCCCAGCCCCUGCCUCCUGGCCCCCUGUUACCUCACAGGGGACUCGGUGCGGGACAAGUGCAUCGAGAUGCUGACGGCCGCGCUCCGCAUGGAUGAUGACUACAAGGAGUUUGGUGUCAACUGCGAGAAGAUGGCAUCGGAGAUCGAAGACCAUAUCUUCCAGGAGCUGAAGGGCACGGACAUGAAGUACCGCAACCGAGUGCGGAGCAGGAUCAGCAACCUGAAGGACCCCAAGAACCCCAGCCUGCGGAGGAACGUGCUGUGCGGGGCCAUCCUGCCCAGCCUCAUCGCCCGCAUGACGGCCGAGGAGAUGGCCAGCGAUGAGCUGAAGGAGCUGCGGAAUGCCAUGACCCAGGAGGCCAUCCGGGAGCACCAGAUGGCCAAGACGGGCGGCACCGUCACCGACCUCUUCCAGUGCGGCAAGUGCAAGAAGAAGAACUGCACAUACAAUCAGGUACAGACACGCAGCGCCGACGAGCCCAUGACCACGUUUGUGCUGUGCAACGAGUGUGGGAACCGCUGGAAGUUCUGCUGAUGGUACCCGGCGAUGGGGCUGGAGGGAUGCAGUGUGAGACAAGGAUGCUGUGACAGCCACAUCGGGGUGCGGAGGAAGGUGAUGCGGUGGCUCCGGUCCCUACGCCCCAGCUCCCUGUUUCCUUGCACCCCAGGAAGCUGGGCUCUGGUGACAGAUGGGUUUGCUUGGGAAGACCCUGGUGAAUCCAAGUGGUCCAUCUGUUUGCUUGGGGAGCGCAGGGAGACCGCUGCCAACAGACACAUCCUCAGUAAGGAAGACUGGUCUGUUUAUAGACAGGAAGGACAUUCCCUAUGGAUGUCGGGGUGUGCCACUGGCCUGGGAAACCAGGAGUGGGAAAUGGCCAGGUUUUAACCCAAAUACCUUCUUCCUCCACAGUGGGAGGACACAGAGGGAGAUGGGGUGGUCGUAGGGUGCCUGGAUGCUGGUGGGAUGUCACCAUGUCCCUGCACUCUGUGACGCAUGGACCAUCCGUCCUGGUUUAAGGGCACUAAAAGGAGGAAGAAAGAAGGGAUGUGGGGGGCAAGAGGAGUGGGGCAAAACCCUCCAGCUAAAGCAAUAAAGGUGUGAACUG
This is a messenger RNA of Pezoporus flaviventris, 2039 nucleotides long. It is a transcript of the gene TCEA3, whose product is annotated as transcription elongation factor A3. The record is from RefSeq and is a predicted model, not a curated record. NCBI's taxonomy places the organism in Eukaryota, Metazoa, Chordata, Aves, Psittaciformes, Psittacidae. The transcript is spliced from 14 exons. Gene Ontology annotation, molecular function: zinc ion binding; nucleic acid binding. The coding region runs from base 14 to 1468 and encodes 484 amino acids. Gene Ontology annotation, cellular component: nucleus. Gene Ontology annotation, biological process: DNA-templated transcription; transcription elongation by RNA polymerase II.